GAUGUACUGUAGGGUCAGUGCACGAGGCAGUGUGAGCAACAUCGAGCCAGGUGGUGGAGACGGUCGGCCGCCACUGCGUAAGCCGUACCGACGUUAUUAUAAUUAUAGUGCGUGGUUAAGUUAUACGUCGUUCCAGAGUCCGAUUUUCGGCAAUGGAGGCUGUCCAUACGCACCGCUGGAAGUCAUCGACUGCCUACCAGCGGCCGUUCCAUCUGGUUGUCCCGAGUCUGUUCGUCGCCUCUGUGGGCGCCUUCUGCCUGCUGUUGGUGGUGAGUGACGGACCGACACUCACCUGGAGUCUACUGCCGGACCCGACGCGCGUCUCCGCUCCCACCGACGACUCGACGGGCCCCGGCGGCGGUGGGGACGGGGGCGGUCUGCACGUGGCAACAUGGCGGCUGGUGGAGCCGGCGCUGCCCUCGCACGCCUGGUUCGCCGGCGACCCGAGCUGCGCCCACCUGGUGACGCGGUUCGCCCGUCCGGGCAGCCUGCCGGACGCCCGUCUCGCCUCGUACCACCGCUCCGGUAACACGUGGACGCGCUACCUGCUGGAGGCCGCCACCGGCCUGGUCACCUGCGGACCCAAGCACGACGCCGACGACAACGAGCCGCUGCCGGUGGUGGGGCUGCCGUCCGUGGCCGAGGUAGCCGCCAGUCGGCGCGCCGUCACCUCGUCGGCCGAGCUCCGAGACGCCGGGUUCAUCGCCGAGCACGUGUCCCCGCUGACGCGGACCUGUCUGGUCGGCAAGACGCACGCUUACCCGCCCACCUGGCGCCGGUUAGAAGGCACCGAUACCUCCAACCUCACCCAGCGGAUCCGCGAGGACUUUGGCGGCAACAUCAGCGACCCUCUGGCUGCGCUGGCGGGGAACAGCACCGGCUACCCGCUGCCGGCCAUCCUGCUGGUCCGAGACCCGUUUCGAGCGCUCAUCUCUCUGCGCCACUUCACUGCGCGCAGCAGCGUGCACCUGCAGGAGAGCCACGCCGCUCCGGCCGCCUUCUCCGGCACCAAGUGGCGCCGAUUCGUGGACACCCAGAGCCACUACUGGGCCGAGCUGGCGGCCGCCUGGGCCGAGGCGCCGCAGCACACCCUGCUGGUGAGCUACGAGCGACUGGCGGCCGCGCCGGCUGCCCAGCUGCGCCGCAUGCUGCACUUCCUGGGCGUGGAGCCGUCGGCGGAGCGGCUGCGCUGCACGCUGCGCCACGCGGAGGGCGCGUUCCACAACGGUGCGCACCCGGUGGUGCCAGACGACAAGGUGUUUGACGUCAGCAUGCGCCGGCUGGUGUGGAGUAGGAUACGGCAGCUGGACGAGCUGCUGACCAGGAGGGGCUACCAGAGGCUGCCGCUCGAGCAGUACGCAUUCUUCGGUGCCGUGUGAUGGAUGGGUGAUAAGGCGGAUUGUGUUUUACUGCUUUAUUUUGUUUGUUGGUUGAGCAUAUUCCUUGUUGCCUGUAUUACUUGUACAAUUGCAAAGCUCACUCCAAACAAAAUGUGCAAAUGUACCUAUGUCAGGCGCGCGCGCGCUCGUGAAUGCUGUGCGGCGGGGGAGC
Amphibalanus amphitrite is the source of this 1551-nucleotide messenger RNA. RefSeq lists its product as uncharacterized. Bases 153 to 1379 code for a protein of 408 amino acids. Gene Ontology annotation, molecular function: sulfotransferase activity. Lineage: Eukaryota; Metazoa; Arthropoda; Thecostraca; Balanomorpha; Balanidae. The record is from RefSeq and is a predicted model, not a curated record. The transcript is spliced from 2 exons.